UCGCAAAAACUUUUCGUAGAGUCGAGUGCACUUCAAUCUGAUAAAAUAAAAAACUGAAAUAUAUAUAAAAAUGUUGCAAAGCUGGACAAGAUUGGCCACAGCCUGCGCCAAAAUUGGCUUAAAGCAUGGACCUCAAUCAGGACAUGCUAUGUAUUCAUUGCACGCUCGUGCCUUGCAUGCUGGCCAAUUGCUCUUUAGAUGCAGCGCCUCAGAUGGCAAGGAUCCCUGUGACACGACCGACAAGGAACGAGAGGCUAUCCUUCAGCAUGUAAGCAGCAAGUGUGAGAAGGAUCCCUGUAGCAAGGUCGUAGAUCCUUGUGAGGGCGUGGUUAAGGAUCAUGUUGGCGGCAGUGACAAAGGGGACAAGUCCUGUGAGCCUUCCAAGUCAAAGGACAAACCCAAGAAAAGUGGCGAUGGCAAAGGUAAAGCCGAUUUGGCCGAUUUGCUUACCAAGCGUAAGGAGGGUGUUAUACACGCCGUUAUUGGACCCGUAAUCGAUGUAUACUUUCCCGAUGAGGUGCCUGAGGUGAUGAACGCCAUGGAGAUUAUGGAUGCAUCUAUUGAACAUCUGGUGGUUGAGGUUUUCCAUCAUUUGGGCAACAACGUGGUGCGUGGCGUGGCCAUGGACUCCACUGAGGGUCUGCGUCGUGGCCAGAGAGUGGUCGAUACUGGCUUUCCCAUUAGAGUGCCUGUGGGCAAGGCGGUGCUGGGUCGCAUCAUCAACGUUGUGGGUGAUCCUAUUGAUGAGCGUGGUGAGGUAAAGAGCGACUUCUACUCGUUUAUUCAUAAUGAGGCGCCUACUUUGGAGGAGCUGAGCGUCAAGCCAGAGAUACUUGUAACUGGCAUUAAGGUUAUUGAUCUGCUGGCACCCUAUGUCAAGGGCGGCAAGAUUGGGCUGUUUGGCGGCGCCGGCGUGGGCAAAACUGUGCUCAUCAUGGAGCUCAUCAACAACAUUGCCAAGUCACAUGGUGGCUACUCUGUGUUUGUGGGUGCUGGCGAGCGCACGCGCGAAGGCAACGAUUUGUACCAUGAGAUGAUCGAGUCCAAGGUAAUCUCACUGGAAAAUGAUAGCUCAAAAGUAGCGCUGGUCUAUGGGCAGAUGAAUGAGCCCCCAGGCGCCCGCAGUCGCGUGGUGCUCACGGGUCUAACCAUUGCCGAGUACUUCCGUGACGUAGAUGGCCAGGAUGUGCUGUUAUUCAUAGACAACAUCUUCCGCUUUACUCAGGCUGGAUCGGAGGUGUCUGCUCUGCUGGGACGCAUACCUUCCGCUGUGGGCUAUCAGCCAACGCUAGGAACUGACAUGGGCACAAUGCAGGAGCGCAUUACCAGUACCAAGAAUGGCUCUAUUACCUCUGUCCAGGCUGUCUAUGUACCAGCUGAUGAUUUAACAGAUCCUGCGCCAGCUGCUACCUUCUCCCACUUGGAUGCAACUACCGUGCUGUCGCGUCCCAUUGCUGAGCUGGGCAUUUAUCCAGCUGUCGAUCCGCUGGACUCCUCCUCGCGCAUUCUCGAUCCAGAUAUUGUGGGUGAGGAGCACUACAAUGUGGCUCGUGCGGUGCAGAAGACGCUGCAGGGCUAUAAAUCUCUACAGGAUAUUAUUGCUAUUUUGGGCAUGGAUGAGCUUUCUGAGGAAGACAAGCUAACUGUGGCUCGUGCACGUAAAAUGCAGCGCUUCCUCUCACAGCCAUUCCAAGUGGCCGAGGUAUUUACUGGCUCUCCGGGCAAGAUGGUGCCUAUAGAGAAGUCCGUUGAUGGCUUCAAGCGCUUGCUCAAUGGCGAAUAUGAUGACAUACCGGAAAUUGCUUUUUACAUGGUCGGUGAUAUUGACGAAGUGCUGGCCAAAGCCAAUACACUGGCCGCCAGCAUGGCAGCAGAUGGUACAACUAAGGCGCCGCCUAAAGGUGAUAAAGACAAAAAGAAGGAAGGUAAGGAUGAGAAAAAGGCUGAUGCACCCAAGGCGGACAAGGAUAAAAAACCAGAGCCACCUAAAGCUGAAGCCAAGAAACCAGAUGCACCCAAGAAAGAUGAGCCACCAAAAGACAAGAAGUAAAAUUGAAUAAGCUACAACUUUUUACUCAUUUUUUAAACGCUCCAAAAAAUGCAAAAAUGUCAUGAAAUAAAGAAUAAUUA
Drosophila busckii is the source of this 2130-nucleotide messenger RNA. RefSeq names its product ATP synthase subunit beta, mitochondrial (gene ATPsynbetaL). Gene Ontology annotation, molecular function: ATP hydrolysis activity; proton-transporting ATP synthase activity, rotational mechanism; ATP binding. Bases 71 to 2050 code for a protein of 659 amino acids. NCBI's taxonomy places the organism in Eukaryota, Metazoa, Arthropoda, Insecta, Diptera, Drosophilidae. The record is from RefSeq and is a predicted model, not a curated record. The transcript has 3 exons. Gene Ontology annotation, biological process: proton motive force-driven mitochondrial ATP synthesis; proton transmembrane transport.